Phytomonas sp. Hart1 is the source of this 3156-nucleotide messenger RNA. The record is from the annotation of a GenBank genome assembly. Lineage: Eukaryota; Euglenozoa; Kinetoplastea; Trypanosomatida; Trypanosomatidae.
AUGGAUGAUUCCUCAGCUUCUGAUUCUUUAACUGACGAGUGCUGGAUUUGUCGUGAUACGAGUUCGACGCCGGAUAAUCCCAUCAUAAGUAGGGUCUGUCGGUGCAUUGGCACCAUUGGUUCAGUGCAUCAGAAUUGUAUUGAUCGCUGGGUUUUCCAAAAUGAACGUAUGGAGUGUCCAAGCUGUGGGGCUACUUAUUCCAUAGUGUAUAUCUGCUCUCAAGUGUUAACAUACCCCGAAAGCGUUUUCUCAGAGGUGAAGCUAGUGGUCACUGGAUUAUUUAUUCCAAUUAUGGCAAAACUAAUCAUCCUUAUUUUGGGGGUUCUACUGAGUUUUGUUUUGCUACCACUUAUUAUAGGCUUCAUCUACUAUGGGGAAAGGUCAUGGCUCCAACGUUCAUCGACCGUAACCUGGGUCCAGUUUCUUGAAGUGUAUACAUACGGAGUGACCAAUAUAUUUCUGAUACGUUUAGCUAUAUUUGGUUUUAACUAUUGGAUUUGUCACCCUCGUCGUCAUCAACGUCGACAGCGGCAAGAGGAUCCUUUGAUGGAUCGCCGUGUGUAUGUCCAAGGCCCUGUUGUUGAGGGAAAUGACAACAAUCCCCACCCCCAAGACGACGGUCUUGAAACAUCUGAUGAAGAUUCGGAGAAUUCCGAUUCAGAACACGAACACAGAGAUGAUGAUGCAUUUUGUGACUUCUCAAAAACCGGUUUUGCGGCUUCAGCUCAUGACUGGAUCGAUUCAAUGAAAAAACAAUUCGGUAUUGAUGACCGUUUUUUCCGCUCUUUAGCCCGUGAUCUUUGUGUGGCGUGCCCUUUAGCACUUAUCUUUCGUACCCCUCAGGGGUUAGCCGUUACAUUCACCAUAUUCGUGGCCACGUGGGUUUUAUGGCAAAUAUGGAUUCCGAAAAGAGAAAUACAAAAUCCUCGACGCCGCUAUGAAGAAGUUAUAGAGCGCUUAGGGGAUUUAACCUCGACAGAGGUAAUGUUUCUAUACAUGACCUACGUUCUUGAGACGUUACUUUUCUCAUUUAUCCUUCCAAUAAUAGCUGGCGUUGUUGUCCACUACGGGACCGCACCUUUCCUAGUAAAGACACCGGAUUCGCUUUCCUCUUUUAUGACGGCGCUGAACAUUUAUAAGAUUGUUGGAUACUGGGUCAUAGGGAUGUUGUGUUCAUUAGUUCUUAUGGCGACGAUGUACAAUGUUAUUUUACCCCUUUUUGCGCCCGGUGUGGAACUCUUUUAUAUCCGUAGUGUAGACUUCCGGUCGUUGGAUACCCAUACCUUGCGACUUAAUCUUAUGUUUACUCGUGUCUUUGAUGUUGGACCAUCCCAAUUAGUUCUUGAUUUUUUUGGAAUCCUUAUUUUUGAGAUGGGGGCGUUGCUCUUUUUCAUUGCCAUGCCGUGUUGGGUUACAUUUGGUAUUCGUGAAGCUCUCUUUAGUGAUUUAUCGAGCGGGCGCCUAUCGAUACCACUGUCUUUUGGUCUUCCGUCACGCAGUGACCUGUCUUUGAGGAGCAAAUUUGCUGAUGUGCAGCAGUUGCUUAAGACGAGUCAGACCCUUCAUUCACAUGAUUUCUCAACACAUUCAGAUUUAGAAAAGAGGUCGAAAUUGCAUGCGGAAACUGUCGUCCUGACUCACUUAGCUAAAGCUAUUGCCUCAGACCCCCAGGCGGUCUUGAAGGCUAUGCGCUCGUUGUCGCUAGACGACACUAAGCCUUUUUACAGAUCCACAGCACUUGCGUUGACGGUUGCAGCUUUAUACAACGACACCACCAUACUUAGUAGGUUACUGCACUUAGAGCACCAAAAUUGGAGUGUAGUCGACACUAGCUGGGUCUUGAUGCGAGUUUUAGCGUCGUCUGGAUACGUAUGCCCCAUGUGCUUCCUUAGCGUUGGUAAUCAACUAAGUUUCUUCGAGACAUCAAGCUCCGAUCCAUUGAUAUCACCCUCAAACAGACGGUCUGUUGAAAGGAUGAAGCCUGAGAAUAGAGAUGGAGCACUCAUGGAUUUACCACAGAAAAAGGGCAAUGCCACGGGUGAUUUCCUUUCCUCAAGGGAUUUGUUCACUGUCCUUGGUCCUGUCAUUCUGAAAUGGAAUGCACAGUGGGCAAUCCCUAUUCAUGGGACAUUUGCAAAUAAUCAAACAAAUGGCGUUAUCCAUUCUCUCUUUGAUGUUUGUAACAUCGUGCAUGAACCUCAAAGACACAUCCCCACCUCGGGGUCCCAGCCUGAGGCUGCGCGAUGGUCUCCGGAGCAAGUGUUCAACUGGAAUGACAGCUCCUUAGUUUGUCUGGUCUUGGUAUUGACUACUUGUCUAUGCAGAAUACCUGGUUUCGGUUCGACUAGCAGGCUUAUUUUGAAUUUUUUUUUGUAUAAAGGCAAUUGUAUUUUCUUUCUACAAACUAUUGGUCUCAUCAGCAUGACACUCAUUUUUUUCAUGUGCUUGAUCCAGUUUCCCAUUAAAAAAAUGCAGCUAAGGUAUCUUCGACCUUUUGCGUUUUUUUUUGGACGAGCGAUGGGGCUGGAGGCAUUUCUGUUUGACGCAGAGCGACUAAAAUUAGUUGAUCAGUACCUGGGAAAUAUUAAUCGUGAACACUUGGAGGUUCCAAUAGUGCCACCUGAAGCGAUUCUUUUGCGUCGAGAGCUUGUUCUACCGAGACAAAAUAUUCCUCCGUAUUUUAAGCUGCGACUUUUCGUAUUUGCCAUGUCUUUUUUGUUGAUUGGCACAUUACUCUUCUGGUUGCCUUUUAUUAUCAUUUUUAUCUUUAUGUUGUGCGUACCAUUGCCCACUGUUACGAUGCUGUUGGGAACCGGUUGUAUCUUUUUCUUUCUUUUUGACCCCUCAGAAUUCUUAGAGUGUGUAAUGCUGGCACAUGGUUUGAUUUUGGUGCUAUUAGGAUUCAUACUCUUUUCUUUUUAUUGGACUCUUAGCAAGUUGUCCUUAAAGAAGCUUGCUCAAGAGACAUUUUUUUACAUUUGUAAAGUAAAACGGCAUGUGAGCGCGUAUGAUCUGGAGAGAGAAAGCUUUAGUGGAGAGGAUCGUAUGCGUCAAAAAAUGCUUUUCAUUGUAGAAAAGACGUCGCGUACGGAGCAACGUCCCAUUCUUAUCCCUGUUCCUGAUGAUGAUAAUGAGGACGGGAACGUUCCAGCAUGA